AUGGGAGAUGGAGGAGCCCUCCAUACGGAGGGGAACGCCCUCCUCAAAGCCGUCUUCCAGGGCAAGCUGCGACUGACCCGGCUCCUCCUGGAAGGGGGUGCCUACAUCAACGAAGGCAACGAGCGGGGCGAGACCCCCAUCUCUGCUGCCUGCCUGGCUGGCUACGAGGACCCCCAGAGCCGCCAGAGGAUGGUGCGCUACCUCCUGGAGAAAGGAGCCGAUCCCAACAUCCCAGACAAGUCUGGGCGGACCGCCCUGAUGCAUGCCUGUGUCGAGCAGGCGGGCAAAGAGGUGGUGUCCUUGCUCCUAGAGAAUGGAGCUGACCCCAGCCUCAAGGACUACACAGGCUCCUCCGCCCUGGUCCAUGCCAUCAACAGAGGUGACAGAGACACCCUCCAGGUCCUGCUGGACGCCUGCAAGGCCAAGGGCAAGGAGGUAAUCAUCAUCACCACCGACACGUCACCCUCGGGCACCAAGAAGACCAAGCAGUAUCUCAAUCCCCCAUCACCAGGGGUGGUGGACAAGCUCUCGCCCGUGGCCUGCAUGUCGCCCUCAGAGGUAGCGAUCCAGACCUCCAAUUCCCCAGCAGCAGAGAAGGUUGAGGAGGAGGACAGUAUCUUCAGCUUUGCGCUGAGAUCAGCCUUACCCCUACCCUCCACUAGAACCCUAGGGGAGAAAAGGCCGCCUCCCCGCAAACUCCUGAAGAGGCUCAACUCUGAGCCUUGGGGGCUGGUAGCACCCUCAGUGCUCAGCAGGGUCCCACAGGAGAGGGUUGAUGGUGGACUGGAGGAGGAAGGUGGAGGUAGGAUAAUCACUGAGAUGAAUGGUCUGUCAAUCUCGGGUCCUGGCAGGCCUCUCCUGUCUCGUCGGCACAGCAUCGAAACACAUGACCCCUGCUCGCCCAAACUCAUUGACCGAUCCUGCUCAGAGGACUGCGCAGCCCUUUGUAGCUCCUCCUGGGCCGACAAGGUCCAACAGCACCAGAUCCUGUACCGCAGGAACACCGCGCCGGAGUCUCAGGAAAAUACAGGGGGGGUGGCUUCACGCACCCUGACUCACCCCAAACUUACACGUAUGGAGCACUAUGAGUCAGACACACACCUGUGUCCUGAGUCCAUCCCUGGAUCUCCAGACUCGGGGCGCGUGUCUGUGGAGCGGAGGAAGUACAACGCCUCGCCCCUCUCUCUUCUCACCACCUCCUCCCGGGAGUCCCUUGAGAGCAUCCCCAAUUCUGUCUCCCCCAUCACCAUGCGCAGACGGCCCCCAGGCCUCCUGGAGCGCAGAGGCUCAGGCACCCUCCUCUUGGACCACAUCUCCCACACCCGCCCCGGGUUCUUGCCCCCACUCAAUGUCAACCCCCACCGGCCCAUCCCAGACAUCCGGGCCAAUGGCAAGCCCACUUCCCCUGUCCACUCUGGUCCCAAGAUCCUGGUUCCAGUUGCCCCUGCCUCACCCAAGAGAGGCCCAGACUUCAAGAUGAAGAAGAAACUGAUGAGGAGGCACUCCAUGCAGACGGAACAGAUGAAGCAGCUCUCCACCUUCCAGGAGAUCCUGACAGAGAAGGUCAUUGAGUCCAACGGGGACUGAGACUUAAAAGGACAUGUGAGGGUACAGUGGUGGAUCAGUUAGUCCAUCAUUAUCCUCAAUCAGUGCUUAAACCAGGACUACUAACGUGAAUUUGGCUCAUUCAGAGUGAGACCUCAGUCCCAUCCUUGUUCUGUGUAGAGUGCAGAUGGUUAUUUUUAUUUUUAGGUGACCUAUUUUAAAUUAGUUGUGUUUCCUUUCCGUGCUGUCACAGAAAGCUGGUUGAUUGAGUAAUACGGUAUACAGCAGAUGUUCUUUUCAUUUCUCCUCAAAUUAUUUAUUAAUAUACCAUUUGCAGUCAACAGAAAUAGAAAUGUAUUUCUGUGUUUUUAGAUGUUUACACACUGCAAAAUGUGCGCCAAUGUCAUGCCUGUUGUUCCGUGUGCUGAAUACAUUUUCUUCCCUUCUGAAUUCAGUCACCCUAUCUAUCUAUGACACUUUAAGUCGAAAGAAAAAAAUCAACAGUAGAGAUGCUAGCAACAGCUUACCUUGUCAUUCUGAAUGCCCUGUCUUCCCGAUUUUCAAUUCUUGCGUUAGCUGCUUUAAAACGUCAAACUUCAAGCCUAAAAUGCUCUCAUGUUGAUGGGUUUGUUUGGGGGAGAAUGAUGCUGCAUUCCAUGAAAUAGUUUUCAAGACAUAUUGCCUGAAGAUUUCACUGUCAUUGUAUUGUUGCUGUUAUCUACUUUCACUGUAUUUAUUUGCCUUUACUUUUUAAUCACUUGAGAUUUUGUGUUUUAGAGAGCAAUUUAGCUAUAUGGUCGAACCACACGCCUGACUUACCCUGACGACUACAGUGGGAUCAACAUGUGGGACCCUUUAUGAGUAUCACACUGUAAUAAUGUUACCCUGACGACUACAGUGGGAUCAACA
Messenger RNA from Oncorhynchus nerka (sockeye salmon), 2454 nucleotides. RefSeq names its product ankyrin repeat domain-containing protein 34A. NCBI's taxonomy places the organism in Eukaryota, Metazoa, Chordata, Actinopteri, Salmoniformes, Salmonidae. The record is from RefSeq and is a predicted model, not a curated record. Gene Ontology annotation, molecular function: protein binding.